CUGGUGCCCCCCUUCAAGAAACAAGAUGGAGCCUCGUCAUGGGAUUAUGAAAGCCUUUCCCAAAGUUAAAAGAGCCAAAGUGUUUCAGGGAAAGGAUGCACCCCCAGUAAAGAAGAGACCUGAGGAAUGUGAUGUCACAGGAAGCACUUUUGACGGUGUCACAGUGUUCAUCCUGCCUGCUGGAAUAGGAAAUGCUAGAUGCCAAAUUUUUCAAAGGCAAAUCCAGCAGAAUGGAGGACAGACGGAGAGUUCCCUGUGUCCCGCUGUCACUCAUGUUGUUGUGGAUGACGGCAUGGAGCGUGAGCGGGCGCUACGCCUGCUGAAAGUGGAUUGUAUGCCCUCUAGAGUCCAGCUGGUGAAAUGCAUCUGGUUGAGCUCGUGCAUCAGUGAGAAACAACUGCUGAAUGUGGACAACUACAGCCUUCUGUUACCCAAGAGGGAACCUGAACCACAGCAGGAAAACGUGAAAGAGCAGCUGCCGAACGUCCAGCCAGCUGCAGAAACUAUCACAGAGCCAGAGUCACAUCACAGCAAGCAGGAGGAGACCACAGACCUGGCAGUCCCAGACACUAAAGAAGAAGUGCGAGCAGAUGAAGACGGGGUCUCUCAGAGGGACCUGGAGGCUCUCAUCACUGGCCAGCACCCAAAAGAAGAAGCUCCUGGUCCAAGCCUGGACCCCGGUCCGGACUCUGCUGCUCAGAAGGCGGUCUCAGGGAAGUGGGUCUGUGCUCAGUCCUCUCAGUCCAAAACUAAUAACUUCAACAAACACAUCACGGACAAACUAGAAGUGCUGGCCAAGGCCUACACACACCAGGGGGACAAGUGGAGGGCGCUGGGCUACUCCAAGGCUGUCAACGCCCUGAAGAGUUACCACAAGCCCAUUACAUCAUAUCAGGAGGCUUGUCAGAUCCCUGGAAUAGGAAAACGCAUGGCUGACAAAAUUGAUGAGAUCAUGGAGAGUGGUCACCUGCGGAAGUUAGAUCACAUCGGGGAGGCGGUGCCAGUCCUGGAGCUCUUCACUAACAUCUGGGGCGCAGGAAGUAAAACUGCACAGCUGUGGUAUCAACAAGGAUUUCGCACAUUGGAGGACAUCCGCACAAAAGCCCACCUGAGCAACACUCAGAAAAUAGGACUCAAACACUACGAUGACUUCCUGGACCGGAUGCCCAGAGAAGAAGCAGCAGCCAUAGAGAAAGUGGUGAGGGGUGCUGCCCAGGCCGUAGAGCCGGGCCUGGUGGCCAUGGCGUGUGGCUCCUACCGGCGGGGGAAGGCCACAUGUGGCGAUGUUGACAUACUGAUCUCUCAUCCUGACGGCAAGUCCCACAAGGGGGUUUUCAGCAAAGUGUUACAGAGCCUCCAUGACAGUGGGUUUCUGACAGACGACCUGGUGAGCCACGAGGAGAACGGCGAACAGAAGAAGUAUAUGGGUGUGUGCCGUUUGCCGGGGCCGGGCCAACGCCACCGCAGGCUGGACGUCAUCGUGGUUCCCUACAACGAGUUCGCCUGCGCUCUCAUGUAUUUCACCGGGUCGGCGCACUUCAACCGCUCAAUGAGAGCGAUGGCAAAGACCAAACAGAUGAGCCUAUCGGAGCACUCGCUGAACAAAGACGUGGUGCGUCAGGGCAGCGUGAAGGUGUACGGCGGCACUGCGUUUGUUACUCAGACAGAGAAGGAUGUUUUUAGUCUGUUAGGUAUUCCCUACAGAGACCCUCAUGAAAGGGACUGGUGAGGAUUCACUAAAUCACAAUGUCGUGUCUGGUUUUAUCGAAGAAUCAUGGUGACAGUGUAAUCUGCAGUUACGCUUAAAUAAGCAAUUUUAAAGAUGUUUUACUGCUCACAGAUCAUGCAAGAGCCCUGUUUGACUUGAAUGAUUUUAAUGAUUUUAUUCUACAGAUUAAAGGCUUGGGUGCAAUCAAAUCUCUAAAACAACAUACACUACUGGUCAAAAGUUUUAGAACACACCAACUUUUCCAGAAUUUAAUUGAAAAUGAUGCAGUUUAAUGUCUCAGUGUACUCUGAAAUUAAUGCACAUUUGCAACAUUUAAAAUUCUUUAUUGAGCAUGAUAGUGUUUUGAAAGUAAAAAAAAAGAUUCAAAAUCACAUUUUAUGUUGGACUAAAGGACUAAAAAAUGACACAAAAUGAUAAAAAAAAGACACCAAAAGACACAAAAUGACCAAAAAAAGACACAAAAUGACUUACAAAGACAUGAAAAGAAUUCAAAAAUGGACAAAAUAGCCCAAGACUCCAUAGAGUUAAGUUGUUAACCCAUUUCUUGUUCCCUGAAAAAGGCCUACUUGUAUAAUUCUGAAAUGUACAUUAUUUUUCAGUUUU
Messenger RNA from Centropristis striata (black sea bass), 2332 nucleotides. It is a transcript of the gene poll, whose product is annotated as polymerase (DNA directed), lambda. Gene Ontology annotation, biological process: double-strand break repair via nonhomologous end joining. Bases 26 to 1729 code for a protein of 567 amino acids. NCBI's taxonomy places the organism in Eukaryota, Metazoa, Chordata, Actinopteri, Perciformes, Serranidae. Gene Ontology annotation, cellular component: nucleus. Gene Ontology annotation, molecular function: DNA-directed DNA polymerase activity; DNA binding. The record is from RefSeq and is a predicted model, not a curated record. The transcript has 8 exons.